Chaetomium fimeti is the source of this 2960-nucleotide messenger RNA. RefSeq lists its product as uncharacterized. The record is from RefSeq and is a predicted model, not a curated record. Lineage: Eukaryota; Fungi; Ascomycota; Sordariomycetes; Sordariales; Chaetomiaceae. The transcript is spliced from 2 exons. Bases 315 to 2609 code for a protein of 764 amino acids.
GUUUUGGGUUCGGUUGCUGGUUGCUGGGUGGGUGCCUGCCGGGGAAAGUAAACAAAACCGUUUCCUGGGCCCAUCACUCCUCCCCGUUGCCGCAACCGCCAUUUCGACAACCAACAAGCCCACCAACCGACCGCAUCGUCGCGCCACCGCCGGCGACACGGCGCGUGGAGUUUGAGGACUGCUGAAUUGCAAGCUGCAUUUUCAACAGCUCCUAAACAUUGCAAUAUACACACAACAACAAAAAGAGAAAACCGCGACAUCAUCGUGUACAUGCCAUCCACCGAACCGAACACCCACAAAAACAGCCACUCAAGAUGGCUUCCUCACCAGCCUCAACCUCCUUCCGCACCCGCCUCCAACAACAACAACAACAACAACAACACCAAAUACACCACCACACAAAACACACCUCCCUCCCCCCACUGCACAUCCAAACCCACAACCUCACCACCACCGCCAACACCUCAACUCCCAUAACCACCACCACCAGCGCCAGCCCCUGGCCCACCCACCACCGCCACAGCGCCAGCGCCGUCACAGGCACCAGCAGCAGCAGCGCCAUCGCGCUAAGCGCGGGCGCCAUCUCGCCCGACCCGGACCGCGGAUCCCGCCUGCGCCACGCAAACCGCCAGCUGCUGCGGCAGCAGUACCCGGCCAGCGCGCAUCCGGAUACUGCUAGUGCCCGCCCGCCGCUGUCGCCGAGGGGGUACUCGGCUGCGGCGGCGACGGGGCAGAGUAGGUUUGUGGAGGGGUCGAUGAAUGAUCGCGUGUCGGCGGCGCCGCCGAGGGGGUUUUUGGAUCCGGAGGGGGAUUUGGAUUUGGAUGGGGAGGGUAAUGGGGAUGGGGAGGGGGGGGAUGGGAGGGCGGUGGAGGGGGGUGAGGUUGUGGAGGUUGCGGCGGGGGUGAAGGGGAUGGGGGUGGAGAAACCCUCGCUGAGGGUGGUUGAUAGUGGGAGUGGGGGUGCGGAUUGGGAGGAUGAGGAUGCGGGUAUGGAGUGGGGGUAUGCGGCGAGGAGUCGUGCUGCUGACGGGCAUCGUAUGAAGGGGGGUGGAUUUGCCACCGCCGUGAGGGGAGGGGGCGGCGUGGAGACUUCCUCUAGCAGGUAUGCCCUGCGCAGACCCAGGAGUACUGCCGGUUGGGUUAGGUCCUCGGCCGCUUUAACUUCUGCUCCUCCUCCUGCUCCUCCUGGGGCCGCUGGGCAGCAGCAGAGGGGUGGGGUUGUCAAGAAGACGAGCUUCCUCGCCCCGCUGUGGGAUGGGGUGAGGGAGAAGCUAAACCUGAGCAAGUCGAAGUCGUCGGGGAGUAUCGGGAGGGUUGUUAACUCCGUUGUUGGCGGUGGCGCUGCGGACAAGAAGAUUGACCGCGAGAAGGAGAAGGCCCGGCUCAUGGGCGUAGAAGAAAAGGAGAAGGCCGCUUCACCACCGCCACCGCCGGGGCCAGCAUACCCCAGUCGCGAAGAGGUUAUGGAGAGUUACAAGAACUUGGUCGCGUCGGGUUUCUUCGAGGCGCAUGCCAUCCGGGGCGGGAGACACCCGUUGCGGACGGGCGGCGCUGCAGGGAAGGCCUUCGCCGAAACCAUGACUAUCCCAGAAACGUCACCGGCGCCGAGCCGGAAGUCCUUCUCCGAGCAUAUGGCCGCUUCGCCCGGAGCUACCGUUUCAUCGGGCAGGUCAUUCGCUGACCACAUGGCCGCGCAACAAAAGCCGGCUCCGCCCGUCCCAUCGCCCACACGGAUGCCUCCUCCUCCGCCGCCUAGGGGCUCGUCAAGGGGAAAGUCGGACAUCCUGUCCUCUCCACAGCGCGGGACCAAGCGUGGCGCGUCAAUGGACCUUGCUAGCGACGCCGAGGUGGUUACCCGCAAGCUCGUCAAGAAGCUGCGGCACUCAGCCUCGCGCCUAUCGAUGGAGUUGACGGGUGCUAGAGGCAACUACUACUCCACCUCUGGCACGCUCAGGUCUCGCCCGUCAACUUCCUGCGGCGCCCCCGGCCCGCUCUCCCCAACGUCCUCCGUCUUUAGCGGCAUCACCUCCCCUCCGUCAGUCAGGGCUUCUAUGGACGGUACCAGGUCACCCAGGUACGGCAAACUUACCAAGCCCAAAGACGGCCGCCGCCGGCGCAUCCUAGGCCUUACCCGCCGACGCUCCCCGGUGCGCGCGCCAGUCACGGCCCCCGCCGAGGCAGACCCCGACGCCAUGAUGCUCGACGAGCCGGAGCUGACGAGCGCGCAGCCCGAGCCUGCCACCAUCACCGUAGGCCCGGCCCCUAGAAUGCACAGAAACAUCACCCCGCCGCCCGCCGCCUUCCGCACGCAGCACCCGCGCAACCAGCGCACCGGCAACACCGCCGGUAGCCCUACGGACACGCAACCCGAGCCGCUGAGCGUGGUGCCCGACCCGAACCAGGGCAUCCCCUUCGUGCCGCGGAUCCCGCGCGAGUUCUGCGACGCCAUGGCCGCCAUCGUGCCGCCGGCCGCGGCCGCCGUGACCGCGGCGGUGGUGGUGGAGGGCGAGGUCAAGGACAAGAAGGAGGAGGAGGACGGCAAGGGGAAGCUGGUCAACCGCGACUCGGGGCUCGGCGAGGAUGUCGAGAAUAUCCCCGUUUGGGGGUAACUCCCCAGAUGGUUGGCUGGCUUCUUCCGUCUCUCUUCUCCCUCCGUCGGCAUCGGGCAACAUUUACGAGCCGACAAAGUCCUGUCUGUGGUCCGCAGCCCGGUAUCACUGGACGGUUGUGGCGCAGCGGCGGUAGUGUUUUGUGUUUAUUAUUAUUCUCCUUUGUCAUUUUUCCUUUGCUCUCUUAUAACCUACCGACCGGGCCAGGGGCGGGCUGGGACCUCUCCCAACUCGCUUCCCUCUAAGGCCCGGUUUGACGACGCAACUUGACGAUCUGACGACGACGUUUCGGAACGAGGCUUCUCUUUUUCACGGAAAUGGGAAAAUACAUACGGGGUCAGGGCUUAUGGG